Arvicanthis niloticus (Nile rat) is the source of this 9111-nucleotide messenger RNA. RefSeq names its product pleckstrin and Sec7 domain containing 3 (gene Psd3). Gene Ontology annotation, biological process: regulation of ARF protein signal transduction. The record is from RefSeq and is a predicted model, not a curated record. Gene Ontology annotation, molecular function: phospholipid binding; protein binding; guanyl-nucleotide exchange factor activity. Gene Ontology annotation, cellular component: ruffle membrane. NCBI's taxonomy places the organism in Eukaryota, Metazoa, Chordata, Mammalia, Rodentia, Muridae.
GCUCAGGAGCUGCUUGGAGCUGCUGGAGUACAGCCGGCAGAGUUCUUCAGCAUUAGAGCUUUGGAACGGUAGAAAGUGCCUUUUUAUUUCUCCAAGCCUAUUCCCUGAUAGACCUUCAAAAUGAUUGGCGUGAAUAGUGUUCAGAGUGCCAGCAAGGUACGGGUGAGGACCUCAGGUUCUGUGAAGUAUUCCCGGGAGGAUUCUAUCCGACGGCAGUCCCACCGGUCAAAGUCUAUGAAAAUUUCCAACUCCUCAGAGUUUUCUGCUAAGGAGACCAAGGCUCUGUACAACUCAAUCAAGAAUGAGAAGCUUGAAUGGGCAGUAGAUGAUGAAGAGAAAAAAAAAUCUCCCUCAGAAGGUACUGAUGAGAAGGCUAAUGGAACACACCCAAAGACUAUCAGUCGUAUUGGGAGUACAACUAACCCAUUUUUGGACAUUCCUCAUGACCCAAAUGCUGCUGUAUACAAAAGUGGAUUUUUGGCUCGCAAAAUCCAUGCGGAUAUGGAUGGAAAGAAGACUCCAAGAGGAAAGCGGGGAUGGAAAACCUUCUAUGCUGUCCUGAAGGGAACCGUUCUUUACUUACAAAAGGAUGAAUAUAAGCCGGAGAAGUCUCUGUCUGAUGAAGACUUGAAGAAUGCAGUGAGUGUGCACCAUGCUCUCGCGUCCAAGGCCACGGACUACGAGAAGAAGCCCAACGUGUUUAAACUCAAGACUGCAGACUGGAGGGUCUUGCUUUUCCAAACCCAGAGCCCAGAGGAGAUGCAAGGGUGGAUAAACAGAAUUAACUGUGUGGCAGCGGUGUUCUCUGCCCCUCCAUUCCCGGCGGCCAUUGGCUCUCAGAAGAAGUUUAGCCGUCCACUUCUGCCGGCCACCACAACCAAACUAUCCCAGGAGGAACAGCUGAAGUCCCAUGAAAGCAAGCUGAAGCAGAUCACCACUGAGCUGGCUGAACAUCGCUCAUAUCCCCCAGACAAGAAGGUCAAAGCCAAGGAUGUCGAUGAAUACAAGCUGAAAGAUCACUAUCUGGAGUUCGAGAAAACCCGUUAUGAAAUUUAUGUCAACGUUCUGAAAGAAGGAGGCAAAGAGCUCCUGACUACUGAGGGAAAUGAGCCAGUGGGACUGAAGAAGUCACACUCAAGUCCUUCCCUUAACCCAGAUGCAUCUCCGGUCACUGCCAAGGUCAAGCGCAACGUGUCAGAGAGAAAGGACCACCGACCUGAAACACCGGGCAUUAAGCAAAAAGUCACUUAGAAUCCAUCUGCGGCCAGGAAGUGCUGGUCAUGGAGCAAAAUAGGGUUUUUCAAGAUCUUUCUGGUAAUCCGUGAAUAUAUUUAAAAAAAACAGUCUGUGACUAAAUGGUGCAUUAGUCACCUUUUAUAUUGUAUAUUUUUGUUAGUUUCUGUACAGGUGUCUUUGCUCUUGAGUUCCUUGCUUUGAUGAUUUGGCCAACUUUAUAACUAAUGCACCUUUUGUGAGGAGGAGAGGGUUACAGAUCCUUUCUCCUUCUGCUUUCUCUUAUUUGCACUUCUGCAUAGUUAUUUUAUGUAUUCCCGAUCAACUGUUGUACUUUUUUUAGGUUUAAAUUUUUAAUCCAUUGUGAAACACAUAACUGGACAAGCAUUGUGCUUUAGUAAAUCCUAGACUUUACAUGUGAAAUCCUGCCCAGUCACGGAGGUGAAGUUGAAAGUUCAUAGUUGCUCACAUAAAAGUGGCAGUGCUGGGAGUCAAGGUGUCCCAAGGUGGGACACUUGUGCGUUCAUCCUGGCACCUGUUGUUGGUGCUGGACACAGGACAAAAGGGAGCACGAGGGUGACAGGACUGGAGACCUUAGGGAAGCACAGGAGUUGGUCUCAGGUGUGCAUUCCAUUCCAGCCAUGCAAGGGAAUUCAGAAGUGGAGUCAUCUUGCUUGAAGGGAGGCUGAGGAUGGACUGAUACCAAGCCACUUUUGUUUUCUAAAGGCUGGUGACAGUAAUCAGCUCUUCAGAGCUGCAGCACUAGGAUGGAUGGUCUUCUAUAGACACGUUACCUCACUCCCGUGGGAUCUAGACUAGGAAUCAAAAUCAUCUCUGUGAUUGAUGCCUUUCCAUCCAGGACUAGAUUCAUUUUUACAUAGAUGUGCAGGCAUAGCUCAUAUCCUGGUUGAAACAAAACAAUGUUGAAAAUGAAUACCACCACCACCCCUUUUUCCUUUCUAUAUCAAGACAAAUAAGGAGCAUCACGGCUACAGUUCUUCCUCAGGCUCAGUGGCCAUCAGACCACAGCUGAAAUCAGUCUGAUCGCAGGGACUGAGUGAGGAUGGAGGGACCUGAUGACAUAUGUGCGGCUUCUUAGCUUGCUCUCUCCAUCUCUAUAGCCGUCUUGCUGUGUCACCAUUAACAUGGCUCCUGGAGUUACUUGUAUGCAUUUAAUCUUACUUUUCCCUGUAUUCAAAAUGGUUUCACCUUACAGUCAAAGCAGUCCCUUUAAAAUUUAAAGUAUUAAGUAGAAUAUUGUCUGUGGAGGAAGAGAAAGACGUAAAAGGUAAGCUUCCUCUGUGGCUGAAAACGGUCCAGUUUCCAGCCUUGAAACUGUGUUCUCUAAAACUACUAUCUUCCCAUCAAAAUAUCUUCAAAACUAACAGGAUGACAUUUAGAUAUUCUUUAUCCUCCUUAAGUAUUUCCUCUAUUUCUACUUGGUUAGUUGAAGGUACUAUGACCAGAGAAUCAGCUGCUCUUGCAUGAAUAGCAUGAUUCUAGUAAGUUAGAGAAAGCCUGUUACAAAUCCUGGUAGUUUAUAGAGACAUCUCAUUAGGAUGUACUAGCAUUUAGUCACAGGACUGUGUAUUAGCCUGUCCUUCUUUCACCUCUGUACAUGCCCACCUUGCUUGUGCCCCAGAAUAGUAACACUUCUCUCCAAUAUGGUAGCUGCUUGCUUCAUGGUAUUUUGCCACACUAUUGGAAAAACUUCCUUAAACUUCUAUCUCAUUUACGUAAAGGCAGUGAUUUAAUUUAUAUUUCAGAACCAUGAAGCGAAUAUGAUAGUUAACAUUGUAGUUCCAUAUACCUGAACUAUUUCAUAGCAUCCUAGUGAAUCCAGUAUUUCCCAAGCAAGUCGUCUUUCUUCUAGAAGGUGAACUAUCACUGUCUGCUUUUUGCCUAAGUAUUUGUAAUCCCUGAAGGGAAAGGUACCAAGACCUUUGGGUCUUGAGCAUCAUCUUUGAGCAUCAGUAGCUGAAGAACAGUUAACAUGUCUAAAUGUGUCUGUCCACAGUGUGUGUCUAUGUGUAUAGAAUGUUUGUGUACUUGUGUAAAAUAUCUAAUAUACAUUGAAUGGUACCUUGCUGCAGAGUUUCUGACAUGGAGAAUUGUCUAGGAAUGCCCUCAGCAUUAGCUCUGUCACUGCUCCUGUCACAGGACUCACUAGUGCUGGCUCCAGAGCUUCUGGACAUGCUUAUAGAUAAUCAGAUGACAAAGGCACUUUUAAAGUUGUGGACUACUAUGUCUGCAUCAUUUAUCUUGAAAACUAACUGAAGCAGUCUUUUGUGAGUCAGAAUCCCAGCCUGCCCUAGUGUAAUGCUGUCUACCUUUGGGAGAUAGGCUAAAAAUGUGUCUUCCCUGAGGCCUCUGGAAAGAUGCUGCAUUCUCUGAUAUGAUGGGACUCUGGGAGUCUGGUCCAUAGCCAACCCCAUUUCUCCCACAGUAUUGAGUCCUGAGAAAUGGAAGGUGGUCCUUUGUACAGCUACUCUAAGCCUGUUGCCCAGUGCACGGUACAGGGAGCUCUUGUCUCCUUCUUUCUAUGGUACUUCAUUCAGUCCCACCCAUACCUACUGUCACCCCUACCUCAGUUCUCUGGAGUCUUGGAAUUCCUCUCUAUAUGAUAAAGCAUUAUCUAUAUAACAUUAAUACUUUAAAGGAUGAUUCUUAGUAUUGAAAAUAUCAACAAGUCAUCAAAAGACUUUGAUGAUAGCCUUGUUGAAAAACUGACCAUUGAAGCACCCCUUGUAUAAAAUCUGAGUGUGUCUUGGACUUCACCCCUACUGUACAUGCUGGCUUCCAAAAAGAUUUACCAGGGACCCAGUUUUUAAAAUUCUAUUUCAGAGUCCUUGUUUUAUUGAUAUAUCAUUAGCAUUUCUAAAAAUGUACUUCUAAAAGUAUAUAUAAUUUAUCUAACUCUUAGCGAUGUCUAAUUAAGUCAACUGUUACUUUAUAUAUGUUUCCAUGAUUCCCAAUGAAACUGGCAUGUGGGAGAGCCCUCUGGUAGAAAUAGUUUAUAGGUUAUAUGUAACUGUUUGAAAUUGCACUUACAGAGCCAUUUUCUCAUGCAACAAUCUUGUGUAGUAUGUAAGGUGCUCUGUGCCUCUGUUUUUCUUUCCCUCAUCCUGAAGGUGAGGACUAUUUCCAAGGCAAAUGUAGUGGGGGGUUAAUUGGUUCUGAAAGAGGAAAACCUGCUGGUUUCCAAGGCCCAGCUAGGGUUGUGCUAUAAUCUCCUUGGGAAAUUGAGAGCAGGAAGGUAUGCUGGUUCUUCUUCAGCUUCUGUCCCUUUAUUCAUCAUAUAAAGAGCAAGGAUGAAGGAUCAUGCUCUGAAGUAAAGAAGGACUAUCCUGAGAUACUCCUCAUCUGCCUUUUUGAUUAGAAGUCAAUUUUCCAUUAUCUUCACAAAUAAGAGAGACCUGAGAUAGAGUGAGUUAGCUUUACAUGGAAUUUAAAUUUUUUGGCUUUUUUUUUUCUGUUAGUCAUCAGUUAAGCCUUGCUUGACAUUAAGUUUCAUUAAGUUUCUUAGUUAUGAACAUCUAAGUAUUUGUGGUUUAGUUAUUAUGGACACAAGACUUUUUUUUCAGGUCAGCAGCCACCUUCCUGGUUUUAGCAGAAAAUGAUACCAUUGUAGUUCGCAUAGCGUGUAUUUUCCCUGUAAAGCUCACACUAGAGGCCUGGUUUCAUACAGAAUUGUAGCGUCAGUUAAACAUAGAUAUGGUUCAAGAAUGAUAAUGCAUCUUGGGGUCUGAGGCAUAUGAGCUCUGCCAUAGCAUCUGGGUUACUGAGACAGAAGCAGACCAGUCAGGUUUGUAGGCAGAGGACCUACCUUGCUCCACAGCCUCUUACCUUCAUUUACCCAGGCCAGGCUGCUUGGAAAUUAGCAGAAGUCCCGCCACCCAUUUGACAUCUGCUGUCAUCAUGGCAUCCAGAGGACUUUAUCAAUCCACAUAAACUAAUCCCUGACAUAUUACAGAGGUACUUUGUCACUGUAUUUCCUUUCAGACUCCUUCUCCAUCCUUCGCACUUAACAGGACUGAUAUCUGAGGGCAUUCUCAUUCUGUAUCUAUAGUGGGCAUCUUAUAGCAGUUGGCUCAUUGCAUGUGGAGAGAAUGUCAGUAAGUACUUGAAUCUGCAUGGCAGUUUGCUAACUUGUAUGCAAGAACAAGGAGCAAGGAAUACAGCAAGUUGCUUGUACAUACAGUAGGUUUCCUUAGGUCUUGUGGGCACAUCUUUUGUAAUUUAUAUGUAUAUCUGUUGUAUUGCAGCAUUUGGGGAAAUACUUGUAUAGAAAGUAUGUCAUAUGUCAAAGGAAAUGCUUUCUGUCACCUGCCAAUGUUGUGUUUGUGGGUAUUUAUAGUUGUAUGUAUGUAUGUAUGUAUGUGAAUCAAUGUGUAGAUUGUGUAUCAGUAUAUGGUAUAUGUAUGUUGAAAUUAUUUUUGUCUUUUAACAACCAGUAUAAUAUGAAAAGAAAGUUUAAAAAACCUCAUAGGAAUGAUUAUAUAGUACAGUUGUUGAGAGUUCAUAUAGUGGUAUCAUUUUAUUAAACUUAACUUUAAAUGAUAUUUUGAUUAAAUUUUUUAGUAAGACUUUACACUAGAAAAUUCCAUCUUUAAGCUUUGAAUUACCAGGGCAAAAAUGACUUUAACCUAAACUUGUGAAUCUAUUGACGUGUACAGUGUGCAAUACAGUGAGAACUCAUUAUAGUUUGGGAAAUACAGAAGUUGAGGGAAAGCCAGCCUGUGCAGUCUUAGCUACCUUAGUAUUAAGAGCACUUAACAAUGAAGUCGAGCUGAUAACUUAGGGCUUAUUACAAAAGGUGAUGCUCUCAAGCUCACAUUCUUUAUUGUUGUAAUUAGUCCAGAAAAAUACAUAGCUUUCCGAAGAACUAAGUAAGUACCCAGUGUAUCUUUUAUGUACUGGUGUAUCUUUUAGAAUAGAUCACUCUUCCUGGUGCCGCAUCUUUGCCCUCUUUGAUAUACAGAAAUAUCACAGAUACUGAAGUCUAUCAGGGCAUCCCAAGAUCGGGUACUGUAUUCCAGGUUCGCAGUUGCACAAAUUAACAGCUAGUAUUGUAGGUAAAAGGACUUUAGGAACAGGCUAGACUUUAUUUAAUAUUUUUAUACUUCAGUCUCUUUUUCCUGACUCUCCCCAAAGAAGAGCCACUGGCCUUAGUUGUUUAAUGUUAUUGCUUAUAUUAUAAAGUGUAAAUAGUAACUAAAGUUUUAUUACCCAGCAUGUUUGGUAUAUUUAAAGCAGCGACUGAGUGUGUUUGAGUGUGUGGUUGGGUGCAGUGUCUGUUGGAAUACACUGCCUCAUGUCUUCACGUCUGAGUCAGAGAAUUGGAAGUGUGGGGUCUGAGACUCUGCUUCAGCUCCAGGCUGCAGUCCUGUAUUGGCAGUUACACUUGAGUUUAGUUCUUAUUAACUCCUCAGUCUCAAACUAUUUUUUAUAAAUUAUAUUUCCCAACUUGGUUUUAUGUGUGGUGGGCCAGCUCUGUGGAUAAUCACCAGGGCUUCGGCAAGAAUAUUUCCUUCUAAGAAUUACUUGGGAUUUUCAGAAAGCAGCCAUUGACUCAGAAGUUAAGUGGUAGAACUGAGGUAGACUUUAGGUCAUUGCUACUUGAAAAGUUUUAAUUUUAAUAUGAAGCCAUGAAAGUUGUAAAGCCAAGUAAUCAUUUGAAUGGAUAAUAAUAUUCACACUAGAGAGUAUAUAUGCACAUUGAAUUUUUUAUGUCAUUAGGAUACUGUUUUAAGCUUUAGGAAUAAGAGUAAUUAGACCAAAUUAAAGUGCAGGGGUGAGCUGGCUGUUUUCCACUUGGGGUAGUCAUGUGUUAUUAAAUUCUUCUAAGAGAUCCAAAACUGAUUAACCCUUAGGUGUUUAAGGAGAAAAUUGAUAGACCUAGAACCUCAUCUGGACAGAGAGAGAGAGAGAAUUUUUUAAGCUAUACAAAUGUAUUACCUUAAGACACCAAGGGCCAGAGUAUUAUUCUACAUGAUGAAUGGAGACAGUAGAAACCGUAUCACAGAUGUGUUCCAAGACCCAGGGGAAAGGAUGGAGUGCUGGUGUCAGACUCUGAGAGGGGGAAGGGACAGAUGCUGUAUCCUUCUAGUGGACACCAACUUGAAGGAAUUCUUGUGACCCACAGGCAGUGAUUCCAGAAUCCCCACUAGCACUCUGCAGAUCAUUCCUUCCAGAGGAGAGUGUAAAUGGAGAAGCCAGAUUACCCUUGGAGCCCAAGGUGUGCUUUGCCUGCCGUGGCUUCUCAGAUAUAGGUGAGAGAGAUUGCACUGGACUGUGCUAAACAGCUGAGCACAUGUCCACAGGCCAGGGUCUUCAGGAUGGAAACAGGCAGGAACCCAAAUACAAAGCACGUUUGCAGGGGAGAGUUCAGCUCUCACUGGUAGUCACGUGAAAAUAAGCACCUUGGCUUCAAUUUGGAAAGCACUUCAAUUUGGAAAGUGAAUGGAGAGAACUUUGGAGUUUCACUUAGAGUUUCCCCAUUGCUCUAUGUCAGUCUUUGAACACACCCUCAAGUCCCAGCCUCAAGGCUCAAUGAAGGAUCACAUAGCAGGUCUGAGGCUCACUGCUCUGAGCCCUGAGCCCAGGGCAGUGGAGAGCAGGGUGAUCUUCCCUCUCUGGAGCUUCUCCUUGGCCUUCUUCUCCACUUGGGCUUCUGCUCAGCAGCAGGUAUAUUCUGGGUUCCACGUUCAUUAGGAAUCCAGCUGUCCCAGUGGCUUGACCCUAUUUAGGCAAGAUAUCCACUCUGAGGGUGACACAGUCAUGGAGGAAGACAAAUGUGACAAGAUCCGCAGUUUGAAGCAAAACUGUGUUUUGUCUUUGUAAGUAACAGACUGGCACAUUGAGUUCUGGUCAGUGUCAGAGGAUAUCUUUCCCUUUGCUCCCAGAUUUCCAGAGAUGGAUACUGUUUCCAUUUCUAUGGGAAGGGUCAAGAACAUAAAACUGCUCAACAAUGCUCGAUUCCCUUGAGAAUUGGUGAGCUAAGGCCAACAUGCCUCCCUGCAUUCUCUUCUACCUCAAGUUUUUGGAAUUCAAUUCUGGAACAGAAAUUUAUACAAGAACCCAUGUUGUCAACCCUGGUUACUGUGGCAUGCACAUAAAGGUGACAGUCUGUAUCUUUUAAGAUAAAUAGGAGCUGGGCUUUGGCGGCCUAUUGACCAGUUUAUAUCUACUGUGGCUCCAAAUGAUUGGCAAUGCACAAUAUUCCUUUACCUCCAAAGUUUUCUCCAUUGGUCAUUUAUGUGUCACCACAGUUCCAGUGUCGUAUGCCCCUGCAAAUUGUGAAGGUAAUUAGUGACAAAAUAGCCCCCCCCCCCUUUUAGUGGCCAAACUGUCAGCUGCAGCAGACCUAGGAAAGCUAGUGGUCCCACACCAUGUACUGAAAACCUGUUCCUUAUCACACACCGAACUCAAGAAAUGCCAUCUCUAAAUAGUGCCAUUCAAGGUGGUAGUCGUUUGAAUGGAACAGUAAUCUAUGUGGAUAUUGUUAAAGUGUUUAAAGAAUAUUUUGAAAAUUAAGUUUACAUUUUACAAUUGCUUUAUUUUUAUUGAAAUAAUUGUAUAUAGAUAUUUCCCUAUUUCACUGUUACUAAAGUAAACCUUGACCUUGAAGACGAGUGGGUCAGCUGAUAUGUAUAGAAGCGGUGAUGUAGACAGUACCUUUCUCUAUUGUGUAAAUGGUCAUGAAUAUAAUUGUCCCUGUGUUUUUAUAAGUUGAGGGUAUUUUGUUGUUUUAUGACAACAAAAUUUAUUGCAUUUGAAAUGGUUUUUAUGUAACAGAAAUCAUGCAAACAGUGAAGGAUUAUAAUAUGGUAUAUGUAAAUGUAUAAACUUUAGAAAGAAAUAAAUACAACAAAUUUC